Haliotis rubra (blacklip abalone) is the source of this 2072-nucleotide messenger RNA. RefSeq names its product ileal sodium/bile acid cotransporter-like. Gene Ontology annotation, cellular component: membrane. Lineage: Eukaryota; Metazoa; Mollusca; Gastropoda; Lepetellida; Haliotidae. The record is from RefSeq and is a predicted model, not a curated record.
AUGGCCGUGCCGGCAGUGUCAGUCUUGGUGAUAGUCCAGCUGGUUGCUGUGUCCUGUAGUCAGUACAGUUCCCCGCCUCAGACCAUGGGGGAUGGGGUAGAAGUUAACUUCACUGAUGAUGCUGACUUGAUGAUAUUCCCUGAUCCGGUACCGUUUUACAUGUUCAUGUACCAUAGUAAAGUGGUAAACUUCAGUUACUCCAUCGUGUGCGACUCUUAUGACAGUUACUACGACCUGCAUGUGUUCACGGAGAUACCGAAGGUGGCGGUCCUGUCGCAGCCGGGAACCUUCAACCUGACGUGUGAGGACAUGAAGGAAGGUUACCCCCACCCACACAGGAAUGCCACCGUCGUCUCAGGUACAUUUAACAUUUCCUUACAAUCAGAUCUUAUAGGCCGGACUUGGCUCUACAUCGACAGCACGUCCGUCAACGUCACUUCCGUAAGUAACAGUACCGACGGAGAUGAUGCCAUUGGGCACUUCCGGUUUAAACAGAUGAUCACUGUGAUAAGGGAGUUACGUUUCCUGGACACUGUGGUGCAGAUAGUGGCCUACGUCUUCAUCGUAACAAGCACCAUCGGCAUGGGAUGCAGCACCGAUUUGGCUGUCGUCAAGGAGGUUCUCAGGAGACCCUUCGCUCCCACGAUCGGCUUCGUGUGCCAGUACCUGUGUAUGCCACUGAUUGCGUUUGCUGUGACGAAGAUUGUGAAGUUCGAGAACCCUGCCGUUGGGUUGGGAAUAUUCGCCUGUGGAAUUUGCCCUGGAGGUGGACCUAGCAACAUCUACAUUCUCCUGGGUGGUGAUCUGUCGCUAUCAGUAACCAUGACAACAAUCAGCACAAUCGCAGCACUUGGGAUGGUGCCUCUGUGGAUGUUCACCCUGGGCAAGCAGUUCCACGACGACAAGAUGCAGAUCAACAUCCCCUACCUGAACAUCCUGCAGACUCUGGCCUCUGUCAUCCUCCCUCUGCUGGUCGGGAUCUUCAUCAAGUACAAAUUCCACAAGGUUGCCGCCAUGAUCCUGAAGGUCAUCAAACCAGUGACCCUCGUCACGGUGGCCCUGCUGCUGGGGGUCGGUAUUUACGCCAAUAUCUACAUCUUCAGACUGUUUAGACCUGUCACACUCCUAGCCGGCUGUAUGUUGCCCUAUGUAGGCUACGUCAUUGGCGGCAUCGUCGCCUUAAUCUUCCGCCAACCGUGGUACAGAGUCAAAACAAUAGCCAUAGAGACUGGCGUACAGAAUGUCAUGGUCGCCUACCUCAUGGUACUGAUGGCCCUUCCGCCACCAGAUGGCGAUCUUGCCGCUGUUGGACCAGCAGCUUCCGGUUGUAUGACGCCACUUCCGCUUUUCGUGCUCUCGAUUGGCUACACCAUUUAUCUGAAAUGUACCAACCAGAGUUACGCCAAGGUGCAAGGAGGCGACACGGAGGUCGACGCUAACGGGAACACUGGGACAGACGGAAAGAAACUGACCGAGAAAGGCGAGGAGAAUGGGGUGAAGGCCGACAGACUGACGACAGGGAAUAGCCAGGUUGUUGACAAACUGAGCACUGUGUGAAGAAGGUAGAGCUGGUUCAGGUGCAUUGUUUUGGCAAGUGUUGAGAACCAUGUCACAGGACACAAGACACCUUCUUGUGUUGGACACAAACUAUGCCCAUAUGUGACAUGUAUAUAAUUAUGUACUGAAAAUGUGUGGAAACAUUUGGAUAGAUAUUGGACGACAAUCAGAAUUAUUUACUAUUACCAUGUGGGUGGCAUGAACAAAACUGGUAUCGUUCACUGGGCCUCAAGACAGUUUACUUUGUAAACCCUACUUUAUGUAACCGUCUCUUUUCAGGGUGAAAUAUGUACAGAACUUUACCCACAGUACCAACUACGCAUAAGUAGAUCACCAAUCGUCCCUGUAAACCUGCUAACAUGUAAUACAAAUCUCACACAAGGAUCCUUGGUGGUAGUUCCACUAUGAGUAACACAGGGAUUCUUGGUGGUAGUUCCACUACGAGUUACACUGGGAUCCUUGGUGGUAGCUCCACUACGAGUUACACAGGGAUCCUUGGUGGUAGCUCCACCACG